Pneumocystis murina B123 is the source of this 621-nucleotide messenger RNA. RefSeq lists its product as hypothetical. The coding region runs from base 1 to 621 and encodes 206 amino acids. The transcript has 2 exons. The record is from RefSeq and is a predicted model, not a curated record. Lineage: Eukaryota; Fungi; Ascomycota; Pneumocystomycetes; Pneumocystales; Pneumocystaceae.
AUGGAUGAUAUUUUAGAUCUUUUUUCAGAAUACCACUUUCCUAUCCUUAUUUCAUCUUUAGGCCCUCAAAUGAAACAUGCUAUUCGUUCUAUUUGUCAUGAGCUAGAUUCAUCUCCAUCAUUUUUUCGUUUUGACGAAUCUCUUUUACUGAAAAUUAUGAGAACUAAAGUUAAGAAGGUUGCUUCUCAUUUACCCAAAAGUAUUGAAUUUGAAGCUAUAACUAAAAACUUUAUGGAUAAUAUUCAAGGAAAAGAACUAAAUAGCGAAAAAAAACCCAAUGAAUUGAGAAAAAUUAUCCAAUUAGCACGUAUAAAGACAGCAAUGCAAUUAAUUAAUAACUAUUUACCCAUUAAAUAUGCAAAUCUUCUUCUUCAAUCAGAAGAUUUUACUCCUUUAUCUUUAUAUUUACAAAAAUUACAAACUCAUCGAGCUAGCACUCUCUUUAUACAAAACAUCAAUCACUUUACAACUGAUUUCUAUUUGAAAAAAGAUACAGUUCCUAAAGAAAAAAAUAAAAAUAAGAGAAGCUUUGAAAAUGAUAAUACUAGAAUACAGAAAAAAAUGGAUACAAAACAAAUUAAUAAAAUUACUUCUUUCUUUAAAAUACAGAAUAAAAAUUAA